Molecule: messenger RNA, 1124 nt
Organism: Lingula anatina
Lineage: Eukaryota; Metazoa; Brachiopoda; Lingulata; Lingulida; Lingulidae
Product: histone-lysine N-methyltransferase SETMAR
Cellular component (GO): nucleus
Molecular function (GO): zinc ion binding; histone methyltransferase activity; protein binding
Source: RefSeq, a predicted model, not a curated record
UUGGUUUCUGUACUUUAUUGGCAAAAGAGCUCCACUUCCGUAAACAACAUGCGUUGUGAGAGGAGACAUGGAUGUAAGCGAAGGAUGUGAAAAUAUUCCGAUUUACCUCGACAAGAGAGAUCGAAAAGAGCGAUCCCCCGUCUUUCAGUACACAAAAUGCAAUAUUCCUGGUCCAGGGACAGACACAGAGGACUUCGUAUCCCAGUUUCAAGGCUGUGACUGCCACUCAGUGUGUUUACCUGAUACCUGCCCUUGUAUUCAAAGAUUUGGACCUUCCUAUAACAACGAAGGACAGUUAAUUUGUACUACAAUCUCACUGUGUGAUAAACCUGUUUAUGAGUGCAAUAGGGAGUGUAAAUGCAGUAUUCAGUGUUCCAACAGGAUUGUGCAAAUAGGCGUACAGUUCAAGCUUCAAGUUCGCAACACAGAUAGUGAUAAAGGUUUUGGCUUAUACGCACUUGAAACCAUUCCCAAGGAUCAUUUUGUUUGUGAAUAUGCAGGGGAAGUCCUUACCCAAGAAGAGGCCAAGCGAAGGACUAAAGCUUUAAAACAUGCAGACAUGAACUACAUAUUUGUUCUACGAGAGCAUAUACAUUUAGUCCAAGCUGAUCAUAGUAAUGUGCCCCCGAAGGAAGGUAAACAUGUUGCCUCGACUGAGUAUAGACAUGAGCCUGCAAAUGGAAAUAUACAUGUGGCCCUGAAUGAGGAUAUGCAUGUUACCCCAAAUGAGAAUAUGCAUGUACAUUUGGCCAGUAAUGAGGAUAUACAGCUGGCCCCAAAUGAGGUGCUAACAACAUAUAUAGAUCCUACUAGGAUUGGCAAUGUGGGAAGAUUCAUUAACCAUUCUUGUGGCCCCAAUCUUUACAUUGUGCCAGUGAGAGUGGACAAUUCUGUGCCAAAGUUGGCACUCUUUGCUUCUAGGGAUAUUUUUGCUGGGGAAGAGUUGAGUUUUAAUUACUCUGGUUCUUCUGGACCAGUACCAAAAAGCACUGAAAAUGACUGUGUAGUAAGCCUAAGAAAACUGUGUCAUUGUGGAUAUGCUGACUGUCAGGGAUUUCUUCCUUUUGAUGAGUCUCUUUUUGAUUCUGAUGCUUAAAGAGAAUACUGGAUUGUGCAUGUGUGUG